Messenger RNA from Mycotypha africana, 741 nucleotides. RefSeq names its product Pex12 amino terminal region-domain-containing protein. Gene Ontology annotation, molecular function: zinc ion binding. Gene Ontology annotation, biological process: protein import into peroxisome matrix. Bases 1 to 741 code for a protein of 246 amino acids. The record is from RefSeq and is a predicted model, not a curated record. Gene Ontology annotation, cellular component: peroxisomal membrane. The transcript is spliced from 3 exons. Lineage: Eukaryota; Fungi; Mucoromycota; Mucoromycetes; Mucorales; Mycotyphaceae.
AUGUUUCGAUCUUCUUCAAAUUUGACAACCAAUGAGCCCGAGUGGAAGACUAACUGGAAUGAGGUUCAACCGACCUUACAGAAAGUUCGUCGAUCGUUAGCUUCUAUGAGAACCUCUUCCAUAAAAGUGAUGAGGGUUAGUCAGCUUGAUUCUGACAUCCUGGACGUUGAACUAUUCGAUAUUCUAAAGGAACAACUUUGGAGUGCUCUCUCUCUGUUUAAACCUACAAUAAAAGAACGCUUUGAACCAGAGCUACUUGGUUUAUUAAAUUUGAUAUUGUUCAAACUAUCUGUUUACGACUCCUCAGCGACUUAUGGUGCUCAACUACAAAACCUGCAAUAUAGAAAUGAGCAAAAGCAUGGAGGGGCAUUGGAAUCAAUUGCAAAAAAUGCUGCUUUGACAAAAACACAAAAAAUCUUAUACGGUCUAUUUGCAGUAGGUGGUCAAUACGUCUGGACACGGUUGAAUCGAUAUAUUACAUCUGAAGGAUGGGGAGAAUUAGAGGAGUUUGAUCCCAGGAAUAAGAUCUAUCGUGUUUUACAAACAGGGGAAAAGUAUUGGAAAGCCUUUUCCUUACUGAACUUUUUGAUCUUUUUACGUAACGGAAAAUACCGUACGUUAAUAGAUCGCGUAUUGCGAAUGAGAUUAGUAUAUGCCAAAAAAUCAAUGAAUCGGCAAGUCAGUUUCGAGUUUCUCAACAGACAAAUGGUUUGGCAUGCCUUCACUGUAAAGUAUAACUGA